Molecule: messenger RNA, 3628 nt
Organism: Hippopotamus amphibius kiboko
Lineage: Eukaryota; Metazoa; Chordata; Mammalia; Artiodactyla; Hippopotamidae
Gene: FBXO34
Product: F-box protein 34
Exons: 4
Coding region: 416-2557 (713 amino acids)
Molecular function (GO): protein binding
Source: RefSeq, a predicted model, not a curated record
GGGAGAGCGUUGGGCUCCGCCGCGCCGCGCCGCGCUGGGCGCUCGGUCAGCCUCAGCGGUGGGGAGCGAGCCAGGCCUCCCGCCGCCAGCGCUGUGUCGGGGUGUGCAGCCCCGGGCCAGGUCCCGGCCGGGGCAGGAGCCCAGAAACGAGGAUCCUCCCUUCCACCAGGUGUAGAGAGGGCAUCUCUCGCGUGAGGGUCUAAGGGCCUGCUUCAGGGUAGAAGAGAAGAUCAGAGAGUUCUUUCUGCACCUGUCAUUUCUCACAUUGCUUCAGUGUACAAUAUUCACUAUGCCAAGGCGCACCGUAUUUUGCACUAACUAAUCGCUGGUCAGUUUCCCCAGAGACGUCUCUUCUUAUCUCCGCUGCCUGGAAGUGAAGCCCUGACUGUCUGCCUUUUGAGAAAGAGCCUCUGUUAUGCAUCUAAAGCCAUACUGGAAACUCCAGAAGAAAGUGCAACCUCUGGAAAUCAGCAAGGAAACUCUGAGAACUCCUAUGAGCCACCAACAGGCUGUAAAUGAUGAAAAAUGCAAAGCUAGCUAUAUGAAACUAAGUGUCUUUCCUUCAGCCUCUCUUGGUAAAGCAUCAUCUCAAAAGCCUCUUGGAAUCCUUUCUCCAAAUGUUCUGUGCAGCAUGAGUGGGAAGAGUCCUGAAGAGAGCACCUUGAAUGUUAAAACCAAGAAGCAUGCACCGUCUGCAACAAUCCACCAGGGUGAAGAAGGGGAAGGGCCGCUUGAUAUCUGGGCUGUUGUGAAACCAGGAAACACCAAGGAAAAGAUUGCAUUCUUUGCAGCCCACCAGUGUAGUAAUAGAAUAGGAUCUAUGAAAAUAAAAAGCUCCUGGGAUAUUGAUGGGAGAGCUACUAAAAGAAGGAAGAAAUCAGGGGAUCUUAAAAAAGCCAAGAUACAGUUAGAAAGGAUGAAGGAAGUCAACAGUAGAUGCUACCAGCCUGAGCCUUUUGCGUGUGGCAUUGAGCACUGUUCUGUGCAUUACGUGAGUGACAGUGGGGAUGGUGUCUAUGCCGGGAGGCCUCUGUCGGUCAUACAGAUGGUUGCCUUGCUCGAGCAAAGAGCCAGUGCUCUGCUAGCCAGUUGUGCAAAAAACUGCACUAACUCACCUGCCAUGGUGCGGUUUUCUGGGCAAUCCAGAGGUGUGCCCCCAGCCUCUGAGCCCUUGUCUGCCCCAGGAGCAUGUGAAGAACCCAUGGAAAGGAGAAAUCCUGAGGUCGGUGAACCACAGAGUGAGCCAGUCCGUGUCCUUGACAUGGUAGCCAGGCUGGAGUCUGAGUGCUUGAAACGGCAGAGCCAGCGUGAGCCUGGGAGCCUCUCGAGGAAUAACAGCUUCCGUCGCAAUGUGGGCCGUGUAUUGCUUGUGAAUGGCACUCAGGCUGAGGAAAGCAAAACAAACAAAGGCGCCUUGGAGGUACCUGACACUCAGGUGAAAACUGGGGGGUCUGUAUCUGUGGACUGUGGCCCCUUAAGAGCUGACCGUUGUUCUUCUAAGGGGGACCAGGCCUGGGCUGGCGCUCCUCAGGGCUGUCCCUCACUGUCGGCAGGCGCAAGUUUGCACACGGACUGUGCACAGCUAGAGCCAGGUCAGCAGACUGCCAGGAAAAACAGCAAUAGACAUGAUGUGGAAAUGACAGAGGAACUCGUUGGGUCACCUUUCCCUCCUCGCACCCGUCCCCAAGCCAUGGAAUUGCCCACAGAUGCUGUUGAUGGCAUGAGUGACGCGCUUGUGCCGCUUGCCAGCCAGUGUCCUGGUCAGAGAAGAAAAGAGUCUUUGUGCAUUAGUAUCACUGUGCCCAAGGCAGAGAAAGACCAGCCUUCCAGUUCAGAGUCCUGCGGAGACCCACUUCCUGGGAUGUUGUUUUUUUUGCCGUCUGGUCAGCACCAGUUGGGCUGUUCCCAGGUGAAUGGAAGCACAACAGAAGACUCUACCGAGGCCAGUCAGCUUGAAGGUGCCGCUGAGGGUGACAGUGCAUCUGAGGAAAGAAGUGUCUCAGCUGAUUCAUUUGUCACUUUGGCCUCGCCUGUGGAAAGUACAUUACCAGCACUUGAGGCAUCCAUUUGGAAGAAGCAGGUGUCACAUGACUUUCUGGAGACCAGGUUUAAAAUCCAGCAGCUUCUGGAACCUCAGCAGUACAUGGCUUUCCUUCCCCACCACAUUAUGGUGAAAAUCUUCAGGUUACUUCCCACUAAGAGUUUAGUGGCUCUUAAAUGUACCUGCUGCUAUUUCAAGUUUAUCAUUGAAUAUUACAAUAUCCGGCCAGCAGAUUCUCGCUGGGUUCGGGAUCCACGCUAUAGAGAGGAUCCGUGCAAGCAGUGCAAGAAAAAAUAUGUGAAAGGGGACGUAUCCCUGUGCCGGUGGCACCCCAAGCCCUAUUGCCAGGCAUUGCCCUAUGGGCCAGGAUACUGGAUGUGCUGCCACAGGUCUCAGAAGGGCUUCCCUGGCUGUAAGCUGGGGCUUCAUGACAAUCACUGGGUCCCUGCUUGCCAUAGCUUUAAUCGGGCGAUCCAUAAGAAAGCAAAAGGGACUGAAAUGGAAGAGGAAUACUAAAGUCUGUGUGCAUGGCAACGGACUGAUUUUUAAAACUGCAAAACACCACCUAGAUAGACCGUUCCAGUGAGUAUUGCCUCUCAGAGUCAUCCCUCCAGGAGAAUCUCUGCUACUCUAUCAGCACCGCCAUUGCUCAGGCAUCUUAAGUCUCUGAAAUUACAAGCUGUAUAAGAAAAUCGAUCUCAUCAUUUUAUAGUGGUGCCUCACGUUUGAUCCAGGUGUAUCCCACGGUUUGAUUCACUUGGUUGUGAAUAACUAUGCCGGUUUUCCCAUUUCUAAUUCUUCUUCAAAGGACGAAGACUUGCCACCAUCAAGAAUGUGCAGCAGAGUUUAUCACAAACUAUGCAGGCAAUCCCCAAAAAGGGGUUCGGGGACUGCUUUGAGCACUGGCACCGUAUUUGAAAUAGUGACUAGUGUCCUAUGAAAAUAGCAAUACUCUUGGAUGAAAAGUAUGCUUACAAAGAAAAGUCAGGCACCUUACCUUAGACCUUGUAUGCUUGAUCUGUAAGAUUGAUGUUUGUGGUUGAAGAUGGAUUUCAUGCCCUGUGGUGUUUACAGUGUAUAUAAUGGUUGUGUUUUCAUAGGGCUAUUGAAGUGCACAUUAAACCCCAGCGCCUUUACUUUAGAUGAGUGCUUUUGGCCCCUCUGUAAAUAACACUAUUAAAAUCCAGUUGUACAUAGUGGACAGCUGACUGAACGUAAUCACCACAAUGCAGCUAGGGUAGUGUUGCAGCUACAAUUGUGUGGGGUUUUUUGUUUUUGUUUUGGUCUCGUCUCAAGUUUGUAUAAAAUAUGAAUGUUUCCCAAAUAAACUAUGAAUGUUUUCUGUAUAAUAUAUGAAUGUUUCUGAGAAGAAACUCUAAAUAGUGAAGAGGUUAACCUGUUGAAAGGAUACCAAAUAAUGGUUUAACUGGACAACCUUAAAAAUUAGUAUAGAGAACAAUCCUUUGUUAUAUUUUAGUGAUUCGUCAAGAAUGAGAGAAUAUUACAUAGUCAGAUUAUAACAUUCUUGUCUAUUUUAUUCUGUCUGGUUACAAAUUUUUUUUUAACUUCAAUAAAAACGCAUCUUAA